CCAAUUUCUCACUAAAGUGCAAUUUCUAACGUUCAACAUAAUAAAAUACUAGUUUUCAACUGUACUCAUCACGCAAAGUUAACAGGAGUUUUUCCUGAAGGAGCUACUAAUAAUCCUGGUGAUUUAUUCUUAAAUGGAAAUCUUCAGACUUGGAGAGGUUGGACCUCCUAAAGACGAUGAUUUUCAUCGCUUUAAGAUCUUCGUUAAAGACGAAAUAAACUGGAAACGCCGACAUAAAAAGAAGAAUGUAGAAGUUUUUACACGCUCAACCCCACAUACCAAUAUGAAAAUGAUCAAAGUUGUAGCCAUAUUUCCAGACGUAUCGUCGCAUGUGAUAUAUGACAUGUUGCAUGACAACGACUAUCGAUCAUUAUGGGACAAUACUAUGAAGGAGUCGACUGAAAUUUGCCGUAUUACAUGGAACUGUUCUAUCGAACAUUUCGGAUUCAGGGCACCAUUUGCGUUUGCUAAUCGCGACUUUGUUAUGUUGCGCGCGUGGCAACCAUAUGAAAAUGAAUACAUUAUAUUUAAUCGAUCAGUAUUCCACAAGAAAGUGCCUCCACGAUCAGAUUAUGUGCGGGCCCUGACAUUCAUUACUGGUUAUGUUAUUACUGCCCUUAGUCCUGUAUCAUGCCAAUUAAUGUAUUUAACGCAGAACGACCCGAGAGGUGAUAUUCCAUCAUGGGCAAUAAACCUAGCAACCACAAAGGUGGCUCCACGUCUUGUAAAGUCACUUCACCGAGCUGCUCUAUGCUACCCAGGUUGGAAAGCUCAAAACCGACCAGAAUUUAAACCAUGGCGAAAUCCUGAACAACAAGACAAAUCAGUACCUGCACUGUGUUAUAGUGAUAUUUUGAGGGAACCCGACUUUUCUCUAAAGAAGGUUCAUGAAAAACAUGUGAGCAAAGAAAAAGCCCUGAAGGAAGUUGGUUUACCGCUUGACACAAGGUUGGAUGAAGAUAGCUCCUAGUUAUUUAAUUUUAAUUAUGUUCUACUUGUUUAUUUUCAAACCAUGUUAUAUAACCUUUCAUAUGUAUUGGUUAGAUCAGGUUUAUUGAUUAAUCAAUUGAUUAUCUUAAAUGAUUUACUGUCUAUUAUCCUUGUAUUGGUGUUCCGUUAUGAUAUUCCCAGAUUCCAUGUAGUUCAAUAUUCUAAGAGGACAACAUAUAUUUAAAGUUUAAAUUUUUAAGAAAAU
Schistosoma curassoni is the source of this 1195-nucleotide messenger RNA. The record is from the annotation of a GenBank genome assembly. NCBI's taxonomy places the organism in Eukaryota, Metazoa, Platyhelminthes, Trematoda, Strigeidida, Schistosomatidae.